AUGGAAGAUCCUUAUAAUUCAGCUUCGCCAUCUUCCACCCCUCCUUCUUCACGCCCUUUGUCUCCUCUACUUCGUUCCAGCGACUCCAAGGCGGCUGGUCUCAAGCCGAUUCGAAAACGCUGGAAGAUGACGAGAAAACGGCUUGCCAUAUGCAUACUUGCGCUCUUGGUUCCUGCAGCCUGCGCCGCAACUGGAACCGCUAUCGCUCUAAAAAAAAGGUGUACUCCCAGCUGUAGAGCAGAGGGUGGGUGCCGUGAUCUUGGAUAUGCAAAAUACCAAGGUGUUCGCGACCCCCAUGGCGUCACUAGCUGGUACGGUAUGCGAUAUGCUGCACCCCCGAUCGGGGAAUUGCGGUUUGCUGCGCCCCAAGACCCCGGCAAAGUAGAUGGUAUUCAGCUUGCUAACGUGAACCGAAAUCGCUGCCUUUCCACGAGCACACGGACUAAUUCACAAGUCGAGUCUGAAGACUGCCUGUUUGUAGACGUCUUUGCACCGACAAACGCAACUGAGAACUCAAAGUUGCCGGUCUAUUUCUUCAUUCAGGGCGGCGGGUUCAACCAGAACGCCAACCCGAAACUCAAUGCUUCCGGUCUUAUUCAAGCUUCCGGCGGCAAUAUGGUGGUUGUGGGAUUCAACUAUCGUGUGGGGCUGUACGGUUUCCUUGCUAGCAAGGAGAUAGAGAAGCAUGCCAGUCUCAAUAAUGGCUUAAAGGAUCAGAUCAAGGCGUUAGAGUGGGUAAAGCGGCAUAUAAAAAAGUUUGGAGGAAAUCCGGAUCAUGUUGUUAUAGGUGGACAUAGCGCAGGCGGUGCCUCUUGUCUCUUCCAUUUGACUGCUUAUGGAGGCAAAAAAGAAAAGUGCGACGAAGCUCUGUUUCACGGUGUCAUUGCAGGCUCGCCGUCCAUGGGAAACAUGUUUACAGUGUCGGAAAGUCAGUUUCUCUAUGACAGCCUAGUACAACGUACUGGAUGCGACAAAACCGAAAAGACCCUUGACUGUCUCCGCAAAAUGGACAGCAGGACUCUUCAAUCGCACAAUAGCAAGCAACCAUUCCCGGGGGCUAGCAAGAACCCGUUGUUCUUGUACUCUCCAACAAUCGACGGCGAUCUUGUGCCAGACUAUACGUAUCGGCUCUUGCAGGAGGGAAAAUUCUGCAAGGUGCCUGUCGUAUUUGGUGAUGAUCAGAAUGAAGGGACGCUGUUUGCCUCGCGGCGUGCGAAUACCGUUCAAGACACCAAUGAGUUCCUCGUCGCACAGUUCCCGGCUCUGAAGAAAAAUCAACUCGAAAGAAUCAACAGAUUCUUUCCACCCACGCAACAAGAAUUUCCUGGAUCCGGAAAGUACUGGCAGCAGCUGGCAAACGCGUAUGGAGACAUGCGAUACACAUGUCCCAAAAUAGCCACUAUAGAAAGCUUUACUGAAUCAAACGACCCGAAUCAAGUAUGGAGUUAUCGCUACGCAGUGGAAGAUCCAAUAUUUGUGAAAUCCGGUCUCGGAACGCCGCACACAGCUGAGCUGGAGGCUAUCUGGGGCCCCGAUUACAACCCCGGCAAAUCACCAGGAUCAUAUUAUACCACAAAUAAAGGAGUUGUACCUGUUGUCCAAGGGUAUUGGUCAAGCUUCAUUCGUGCGUUGAAUCCUAAUACGCAUCGUGCAAACGGAGCGCCCGAAUGGAAAACAUGGAACGUCUCCAGCUCCGAUCCGCAGGCGGAGGGUUUCCGGGAACUAUUCAUAAGGACGGGGGACACAAAAAUGCGAGUCGUCGACUCAGAGCAGAGAGAGAUAUGUGAUUACUUGAUUAGCAUUGGCGUUGACAUUAAACAAUAG
Uncinocarpus reesii 1704 is the source of this 1824-nucleotide messenger RNA. RefSeq lists its product as uncharacterized. The transcript is spliced from 3 exons. Bases 1 to 1824 code for a protein of 607 amino acids. NCBI's taxonomy places the organism in Eukaryota, Fungi, Ascomycota, Eurotiomycetes, Onygenales, Onygenaceae. The record is from RefSeq and is a predicted model, not a curated record.